CCUCCCUCACAUCUUCUAUGUAAGCAGCGAGAACUGAUACGGAUACGAAGAGUCGAAGAGAGAAGGAGACAGGUCGGGAAAAACAAAAACUCUAACGAAUAACAAUCGACAUCUACAGGUUUAUCUUCGUUUCGAAUCUCUUUGUAUUGUUCCUAAAUUUUCUCGAAUAAGAACUCGUGGUUUCUAGGGUUUCGGUAGGGCUUUAGAUUUCUGUUGCUGUUUCCUCAAUGCUGCUGUGAUGAUGCGAGACCCAGGGUCUGAGUGCAGUGCUUGUGGCUCAGAGGAGCGUUGGCUCCUUCACAAUAUACGCCAUCGAGGUAGCCUCCGUCGGGUUUGCACUUCAUGUGUUUUGAAACUUCACCCUGGAUCGCUUUGUACUCAUUGUUUUGAGGUUUAUGAGGGUUCUCUUCCUCCUCUUCACGAGCGCCUUAUGUGUUUGAAAUGCUCUUCAGUUUCUCACUUGGCUUGUGUCGGGCUAGAGAAUGCUCGUCAGUAUGUUUGUCCAAGUUGCGUGAACCCUAGCCUUUUGUUUUUCGACGUCGGCGUUUCUAAUAAGAAGAGUAAGGGUACCAAUGGAGAACCGGUGCUUGCUGGAGGAGGUCAAGGGGUGAUCGAUCAGAAGUUGGCAAAAGUUUUCCUUGCUGCUGCUCGGAUUGCUGCCAGUUCAAUGACUAAAGCUGCGACUGCAGCUCGGAUUGAGGCAGAGAGGAGAGUUAAAGAAGCUGCCUUGACAAGGAAGAGGGCCAAAGAAUCAUUGGAACGGGUUGCCUUUCUCAUGGUCAAAGAGAAAGUGAAAGAGAGGGCGACAUUUGCCCCUGCUUCUGUGUUGACUAUGGAACAGAACAAGAAGGCCAAAGGGAAUAGUGCAGUAACCACAGCAGUAGCAGUACAGAAGCGGAUUCAGAAUAAUGUCAAGACAGAAGGGGAGUACAUGUCUGGAGGGAUGCCGAUUCCUUUGGCUAUUAUUGCUCCGAGAGAUAAGGAUAGAUGGGCUGAGGUCCAAUCACCAAAUAUGGUGCGAGGGCUCCCCAAAAAUGGUGUUUCCCUCGAUGACAAGGAUAAACACAGAGGUCCUGCUCCUGUUGUUGCGCGGCAAGUUGAGAACCCCCUGGCACUGAAAGAAAAUGAAAACUCUAGCAAUUCUCUUAAUUUACAUAACCAUGUAGUAAAAAAGGAGGAGAGUAAUGGAGUACUUCCAGUUUCUCCUGUUUCCGUACAUUUGCAGCAUCCUAACAAUCAUGGUAUGGAAGAGGACAGAGGAAAAUCAGGAAGACUUCUAGAUUCCAACACAGUUUCUCAGUGGCCCCAGUCAGAUCAAGAUGCAUUGGCCUCGACAAAUAAUUCUGGGGUUCUACUCACAGGAUCAUCAACUACAACGAGCUAGCUUCUGUAAGGAUCAAUUGUUGUCACGAAAAUAGAAAAGGAAUGCCUGAGCUGACAGAUGAAGUGAAGCUGCUGUCUUAUAUGAACUGCAGAUUUUGCACCAAUAGUGCUGCAUUUUAGUUGAGUACCAAGAUUGUGCUGCAGGAAUGGCACCAAGAAGAUAAUUGUAAUAGUGUUAUUGCCAUGAUAUAAGAGCAUGUGCUUUGCACCAUGAAGGGAUGUGGCUGGGGAGAAGCUGUCUUGCAUUCACACUGUAGUUGAAAAUGAGAGUAGAGUCUUCAUAGGGGAAGGUCAAAGAAAUGUGAUGAAAUAAAAGUGUUCAUUUUGUGGGUACAGGGAAAUUGCUGACGAAUAUCAACCAGAUUGAAUGGAUGUAAAUGUUUUCAUAUGGUUACUCCGUUAAGAUGGUCAAAUACUAUGGUUAUUGGUGGACAUAUGCUGAUUAAUAUCAACCUGAUUGAAUGUGUAUUUCAUUGGUUUUGGUU
Molecule: messenger RNA, 1868 nt
Organism: Telopea speciosissima
Lineage: Eukaryota; Viridiplantae; Streptophyta; Magnoliopsida; Proteales; Proteaceae
Exons: 3
Coding region: 239-1384 (381 amino acids)
Source: RefSeq, a predicted model, not a curated record